AUGUGUGGUGUGAAGAAGCGCAAAUUUUGGGACCACAGACCAACACGCGAGGGGGUUGAGAGUAAGAGGUCUGAGCUGCGUAACAUUCUUCACGACGAGUGGCGACGGAGACUGACGCAACCCUAUGCUGGUCUCCGAACAAUCGAGGCAGUUCGUCCAGUCUUAUCGGAGUGGCUGGACAGGAAGUAUGGCGUCAUUACGUUCCGCAUGACACAGGUGCUCUCGGGGUAUGGUUGCUUCGGGAUAUACCUGUGUCGAAUCGCCGGAAGGGAGCCUACUUCAGCGUGUCACCACUGUGACAGCUGCUUCGAAGAGACGGCCCAGCACACGCUGGAGGAGUGUCCUGCAUGGGUUGAGCAACGCGGUGAACUCGUCGCCGCCGUGUCAAGCGAACUUUCUCUCCCAACCAUAGUUCGCUCAAUGGUUGAGAGCAAAAGGUCGUGGCACGCAGCCCAGGCAUUCUGCGAUGAGGUCGUGGUGAAGAAAGAGGCGGCGGAAAGGGAAAGGGAAGAUUCAGCCCCUGACCCGAUCGCCGUCGGAGUGUGGGUCGCAGAAGGAGAGCUAAUGGCUCUCCAGCUGCCGACAUAG
This is a messenger RNA of Hyposmocoma kahamanoa, 588 nucleotides long. RefSeq lists its product as uncharacterized. NCBI's taxonomy places the organism in Eukaryota, Metazoa, Arthropoda, Insecta, Lepidoptera, Cosmopterigidae. The coding region runs from base 1 to 588 and encodes 195 amino acids. The transcript has a single exon. The record is from RefSeq and is a predicted model, not a curated record.